AAGACUUGUUUUAAGAAUUUAGUAAUUAUGAAGAAUUCUUGGGGAUGGGGAAGAGAUUGAUUGAAAAUGUUGUGAUCUUCUCUUCAUGAUGAGUGGUCACUUUGAUGAGAAGUGUUACAGCAUAACGUACAUUCAUGUGCAUGAAGACGGAACAAAAAGAACAUGGCGCAAUUAGUGGUCGAACUCCGUAACUGCCGGUUAUUCAAAAACGAUCGCGUUCGCAGCUAGGAUUCCUGUAGUUAGGAUCAUUCCCGACUAAUCACGACUGAUCAUCCGCGACUAAGGACCCGUAGGACUGCUUUCGGAUGAUAAAACGCUUUUCCUAUCGAGGAUUUCGGCUUCGUGUACCAUUUCUUGAAUGCUGCUGGACUGGGGAACUCCAACGACCGCACAGGACUUGCUGCAAGACAGACGACUGCUAGCGAUCUCGAUCUCAUGACCCAACAAGGAAUAGGAGGAGACCUUAACACACUAUAGUAAAAAUUUGGAGGAACACCAGGAUUAAUAAAUGUGUAUUCACGUAAUACUAUUUGGUACUUGUCUAUUAACGAGGACAAGUAGACUGCUACGCCUGUCGUGACAUGAUAUUAGGUCAGCAAAAAGAAAUGUUUUGUACGAAAUGCUGGUUUCUUAAAUGCUAGUUUCUUCGCAUUAUAGAUUUUUUUACAUCAAAAAGAACAGUCGCAUGUUCGAUACGCAAGCGGAUUUUGCAUAAGAUAAAGUACAAGUAUUGCACAAUAAUUGAUUACACCAUACUAGUACGUAGCAGGAUAAAAGUAAAGACGAAGAAACAAAAUGGCUCCUGGUGAAGAACCGACGACUAACACUACCAUGGCGACUUCUACUGGUGCAUCGAAGACUAACACUACCAUGGCGCCCGGUGAGUCGACGUUUUUGCAGCUGAGUAGCAUCGAGGGAACCCUUGAUGAGACUCUGGAUUUGCUCUGUGAUUUCGACAAUGUUGUCGCAGCGGCUUCAGAUGUGGAGGCACCCUCAGCCGCGGCUUCAGACGUCGCAAUAUUACCCUCAGAAGAAGUGGCCCAUCGGCAAGAGCAAGGUGAAGGUGUUGGUGCUGUGGCUCUAGAAGGAGGUCUCGUUGAGGAAUCGGCGAUGAAUGUUGAACACAGUUGUACUAGACGAGGACAAGUCCAAGCACCUCAAGAACAGCAUACAACCAAAUCCAGAACCUCCGGACGCAGCACUCCAAGUUCUGCUUUCGAAGCUCUCCCUCCGCUAGUCGAAGAGAUAAACAGCGUACUAGCGGAGAAGGCUGGCGACUAUGAUGUGGACCCUGAAGCUACAGGGGAAGAUACGGAUGACGACGAAUUCGAUGAUGAGGAUGAAUUUGAAGAGGGUACUACUUAUUGAUUCGUAUUCACGUUCAAUGUUAACAAAAUUUCGCUCUUCUUCGCUCUCAAUCAUCCUUGUUCAAUGGGAAGUUUUUUUUGGGGUGUGUACUUAGUAGAAUCUACAAUCACUUGCAAGAAAUGGUCACCAUCCCACCUCAGAUAACGAGCUAUCUCACCAUGAUGAGAUAAACUACGAGGAGAUUAUGCCAGUCGCUUCUGCAGAGAUGCUGCCAGUCGCUUCUUCGAUAUGCUCUCAGAACAACACUACAAGGGAACAAGUCUGCGCUGCAGGAAGCAACGCUGCAGAUGCUCCUGGCACCCUGCAUGUAACUUCUCUGUUGGACAGUAUCAAUGCCUUUAUUACGACUGAAGGUAGUACGAGCAUGACCGGACCACCUGGGACUAAUUGCACAACUACUACUUGUUGUGACGACAAGGACAACAAAUCAACCCUAGUAAAUGCUGGUGGUGCCCCUCCUCCGACUUCAACAUCUGGAUGCUACAAGACUUUCAAUUCAUCUAGCAGUGGAGCGGCAACAGGCUCUAGUUCAUCUUCUCGUGUUUGGACCUUGCCGGAUCCACCAAACCUUUCUACAUUACAAGGUGGUGGUGAAGACAGUAGCAGUAGAGAACUUCCAUACCACGAUACACCACAGCAUCUCCUCCCAUACCACGAUACAUCAAGUUCGAGGAUUCACCAUCACGACCAUGCAGGUUCUUCUCGCGUUUCUAAAAAUAAUAGUUUUGAAGAGCUGCAGUUGGAACAACAAGCACAAGUAGAAGUAGAUGAUUAUGAGGAAGAGUAUCAGAUUAGGUCGGUCCCAGCUGUACUUUUAUCUAGGGAGCUAAGGGGUGAUCAUUCAUCUUCCGCGAGCAGAAUUAGAGGUGGACCUGGAGGACCACAUUCUCAUGGACCUUAUCAACAAGGAGGAGCAAGUCAACAUGCAGGAGGAGGUUAUCAAGGAAGACCACAU
Amoebophrya sp. A25 is the source of this 2323-nucleotide messenger RNA. Lineage: Eukaryota; Dinophyceae; Syndiniales; Amoebophryaceae. The record is from the annotation of a GenBank genome assembly.